AUGCUCAGGCACUAUGGCAUACUCAACCAUCAGGUAAGGGCAAUGAGAUUGCGUGGGUAUCCCAAAAGCCACCAACCCGCAACUCGAUACAGGAAGUUGAAAUUCAUUCAAGGCUCUCAUCCACAGAUUCAGAAAGAAAUCACCCCUCAGGUUGCAUGGAUCUCGUCAGUUUGGAUGGAUUUUCUGUCUCCUGUUAGCCCGCUCGUAGAAGCUCUCGUGGCUAGCUGGAUGCAGUUUGAGGUUCGAACAUUGAGGUACAGUAUCGUUCGAGUCUCAGCCUAUGCAUGCAUGAUAAUGAAAGACCUUCAAACCAUACCAUUACCCAGAAACACUGUAAUUCCUGCUGUAAUAAGGCCACAAGGAAAAGCCGAUCAAAUGAAAGAAAAAGAGAACCUUCCGGGUUCUCGUUGUUUUGGCCAGUAA
Messenger RNA from Seminavis robusta, 423 nucleotides. The record is from the annotation of a GenBank genome assembly. Lineage: Eukaryota; Bacillariophyta; Bacillariophyceae; Naviculales; Naviculaceae.